Messenger RNA from Diaporthe amygdali, 1272 nucleotides. RefSeq lists its product as uncharacterized. The record is from RefSeq and is a predicted model, not a curated record. Bases 1 to 1272 code for a protein of 423 amino acids. The transcript has a single exon. Lineage: Eukaryota; Fungi; Ascomycota; Sordariomycetes; Diaporthales; Diaporthaceae.
AUGCUUUUCACAGUUCUCCCUCCACUGCUCCAAAGCCAGUCCACCGAUUUCACGGACUGGGUCUCGCUUAUCACCCUUUGUCUUGCGCCCCUGAUCGCACACCUUGCAGCUGGUGCGCCGCAACCUUCAUAUCUGACGCCCGUCUCUCCCCGGUGGCAUGACCGCCUCUGCCACUACAUUCCGACGUCAAUCAUGUGGCGCUACGCGGCCAUCACUGAUCGAAGAAUCAGGUCUUUCGGCUGGGACAUCCAAACCAUAGCCGCCGCCAACGCCUUGUUCUGGACGCCUCGAGGAUGGGAUGGGUCCGAACAGAUGGCGGCUUGCAGCCUCGAGUACUGUACUUAUCUCCCUGAAACUGCGAGGGUUGAGAUGCUGUCCUGGGAUAUGGCCAAGACGUUGAUCACCACGCUACAGGGAGUUCAAGCUAUCUAUGACCUAGGAGGCAAUCCCUCCCUGAAUGGACCUAUGAGAGUCGCGGUCAACACCAUCUUCAGCCCCCUUGCCAUCCUUGGUCUCUAUCGGCUCUCUGCAGCAUUGUGGUUAACAACCCAUUUCAAUUUCGCACCGCGAAGCCAGGUUCUGGCUCUAGGCUUCACGCGGAGGCUGUCCCUGGACAGUCUGCUCGAAGAACCCGAAAAGCCGCCCACUCCUGUACACUAUUACCGGGCUACAUCGUAUCUGCCCAGCAGAGUAUUUCGGUCGAUAUUUUCCCUUCCUAUGUUAAUCCUCUGGUUGCUGCUACUGUUCCAUACAUUUGGGUCCCCAAUAACAAGCACGCAAAGUUUCAGCUUCUUGAUUUGCAACAUUUUAUACCAUCUCAUCCUUGCGCCUUCUUUAGUAAUCAUUGGCUACUACUUCGCACGAGGAAUGACGACUACCACUAUCAUCCCUUGCAUUUCCGCCACCUGGUAUAAAAUCUAUUCCGUGACAGUGAUGGGUCUGAUGCUGGGUCUUAUUGCCGUCUCCAGCGUCGAGACGCGAAAGACACCAUGUGGCACUUGGACAGCCACUAGUGGAUUUAACGGAGAUUACUGGACAUGCAAAUCGAGGACUUCAGAAUUCAUUCGUGUGGAUCCAGGACUUGGAGGGAAUGCUUUCGGAAUUGCGUCAACUUACUCCAACACCACUGCAGGAUCCAUGCUAGAAGCGGGCCAGUUUUGGGUUGAUAAUUUUACGGGGUCGUGUAUUGGGACCUGGUCGAGCCAGAGGCGUGUGCGUGGUACGAUACUAGACACGGUUCAGGCCGAGGGCUUAGUGUGGCCUAGUCCGUGA